AUGCCUGGAGGUAAGUUCAUUCGCCCAGAUGGCACCCGCAUCUCAGAAGAUGUGACCCUGGAAAAGCCCUCGUGCGUACAUUGGGUUAAUGUGAAUUUUCGACAAUUUGGUGGGCGAAUUGCAAACUAUGGCGGCGAAGAACUGAUGCGCCUUAUGGCCCAAAAGAUUCGUUCAGGGGUCGUUACUAUAAGCACAGAACCCAAGCACCAUACUCACUCUGGUUGUCUUUCUCUGCCUGUUGUAGCAAACCCGCGCCUUUCCCUGGCGCAGGUUUUGAACACUGCAGCUGAGAUUGCGGACUGGCACGUCGAUGAAAUUGCGGCUGGUAGGGAAACCCUGGACGUUCAGAGCAUCAAGGCCUUCUAG
Penicillium brevicompactum is the source of this 366-nucleotide messenger RNA. RefSeq lists its product as uncharacterized. The record is from RefSeq and is a predicted model, not a curated record. The transcript has a single exon. Lineage: Eukaryota; Fungi; Ascomycota; Eurotiomycetes; Eurotiales; Aspergillaceae. Bases 1 to 366 code for a protein of 121 amino acids.